Messenger RNA from Chionomys nivalis (European snow vole), 683 nucleotides. RefSeq names its product myosin light chain 11 (gene Myl11). The record is from RefSeq and is a predicted model, not a curated record. Gene Ontology annotation, molecular function: calcium ion binding. The transcript is spliced from 7 exons. Gene Ontology annotation, cellular component: cytoplasm. Gene Ontology annotation, biological process: skeletal muscle tissue development. Bases 82 to 591 code for a protein of 169 amino acids. Lineage: Eukaryota; Metazoa; Chordata; Mammalia; Rodentia; Cricetidae.
UAACCCCAGAAGAGCUGCCCCAAGCAGAUCCUCUGCCUUUUCCAGCAGGAGCCACUGCCUUGCCCCCAGAAGAUCUAAGAUAUGGCACCCAAGAAGGCCAAGAGAAGGGCAGCAGCAGAAGGGAGCUCCAAUGUCUUCUCCAUGUUCGACCAGACUCAGAUCCAGGAGUUCAAGGAGGCUUUUACUGUAAUUGACCAGAACCGAGAUGGCAUUAUCGACAAGGAGGAUCUCCGGGACACCUUUGCAGCCAUGGGCCGUCUCAAUGUGAAGAAUGAGGAACUCGACGCCAUGAUGAAGGAAGCCAGUGGGCCCAUCAACUUCACCGUCUUCCUGACCAUGUUUGGGGAGAAGCUGAAGGGUGCGGACCCUGAGGAUGUGAUCACCGGAGCCUUCAAGGUCCUGGACCCAGAGGGCAAGGGCACCAUCAAGAAGCAGUUCCUGGAGGAGUUGCUCACCACACAGUGUGACAGAUUUUCCCAGGAGGAGAUCAAGAACAUGUGGGCAGCCUUCCCUCCAGAUGUGGGCGGCAACGUAGACUACAAGAACAUCUGCUAUGUCAUCACACACGGUGACGCUAAGGACCAGGAAUAGGGGACCCAAGGUCUCAGAAGACCUACAUAGGCAUCUAGCCUCCCCAACUCUCACCCGACCCCCAAUAAAACUCAACUGGUCUUUGUUUCUUA